Molecule: messenger RNA, 21734 nt
Organism: Oryctolagus cuniculus (rabbit)
Lineage: Eukaryota; Metazoa; Chordata; Mammalia; Lagomorpha; Leporidae
Source: RefSeq, a predicted model, not a curated record
CGGCCCGGCCCUGGCCCCCAGGUGUCCGCGGCUGCGGCCGGCCUUCCGCGAAGAGGGGGCGGCGGCGCGGCCGGGUCGUGCCCGGCCGGGUGGGGGGCGCGCAGGCUAGGAGCGGGGGGAGGGGUUGGCAACGUGGGCGAACCUGCCCCAGGGAAAUGAAGUAAGUUCCCGUCUCCUGGGAGGGGACGGGGGAGGGCGGAUCCGCCCGCGUCUGACUCAAGCCGGGAGAGGAAUAUCCCCUCGCUCGCAGCGGCCCGGCCGUCUUCCUCCUCCCCCGCCUGGCCCGCGGCGAGCAGCCGGCGCGCAGCGGCGGGGAGUCGCCCGGCCCCCGGCCCGGGGUUUCUUUCCGUCCCGCGUCCCUGCCCCCACCGCUCGGCGCUGCGUCCAGGAAUUGCCCGCCUUGGGGAGGAACCGAGGGCGGGGCGGAUGUCACCCCAUGGGAAGCUGGCGAGCGGCCAGGCGCGGGGGCAGCCGAGGCCGCCGCCGAGCACGCCGCGCGCACCUGACCCGCGAGGGUGUGAGCCGCGCGCCCCUGGCUGCCCGGGAGCCCCGCUCGGGGCCACGGCCCGCGGGCGCGCACCCCCUGCCCCCGGGGGCCCGCGCCCUGCUGGCCGAGCGCGGAAGGGCCCCCGGCGCGGUGCCCGCCUGCCCUCCCUCCGCGCGCCCCGGUCGCCUCCCUGCCGGCUGUGGCGUUAUACAACCGCGGCGGCGGCGGCCCUGGCGCUUCACGUGGCUCAGCGACGACCGCGCCCUGCGCUGGGUCGGGGACCGGGCCGGGACGCGGCGUCCGGGCGCCAGGAGCCUCGCGCAGCCCCCCGGCCCUCGCCGGGAGGUCCCAGCGGCCACUUGGGGAACGCGGCUGCGUGGAGUCCGCUGCCCUGGGCCACGGUCGUGCGGGUGCCCGGAGACGCGUGCGGAGCUUACACCCAAACCCUGCCCUUGACUGUACGGGCACCUGCGGGAAGGGGCCAGGCGGGCGCGCGAGGAGGAAGUUACCUCGGGACCACCCGGGGAGAGGAAAGAGAAAGUCAAGAAGUUAUUUCUGUGUUUUUGUUUCAUAUUUUUAAUGCCGGCCAAGUUGCCUGGGAGGAGGAAGCGGCGUGGGCGUGGGGGAGCCGAGCGGCCCCUGGAGCGCGGGGCGGAAAGACCCGCAGCUGCAGUGCGGGGCGCGCAGAGCCGGGGGCGGCCGGCGGAAAUUCGUGGCUGCCCGGCGCCGGCGGGGGCGUCCGAGCGGCCUCUGCGCCGCCCCGCGCCGCACGUGGACAGGCGACUGCGCCACUGCCACCCUCGGCAGUCGCAGAGCGGCGCCCCGGGGUCGCCGGCGGCGCGGCCCUGGACAACCUGAAGAGCCGGAUGCGUGCGCUGGCUCCGCUGGAGGCGUCCUGCGCUUCCUCCGGGCGGCCCCUGGGGGCUCGCGCUGCCCUGGCCCUGGCGUCCAGCUGGCCAGCGCGUGUGAGAAACGCCUGCUCCCUCCUCCUCUUCCUCCCUCCCCCACCCCCGGCCAAAUGUGGCUGAGGGAGCGGGGCAGGCUGGAGCCCCGGGUGCGCGCUCUAGCGUGGCCACUCCGUGCUGCGUGGGAGCCGCGGUCCACCGGGAAAAGCCGCGCCCCGCGCCCGCCGCCGGCUGGUCGCGGUUGCGCCACGUUUUACCCUCACCUGGGCUACAGGUGCGAGCACCAGGACGCACAUGCGCACUCCUCCUGGCUUCCAAGUGUGCUCGCCAGCUGCAGGACUGCCCCAUCCUGCCCAGAUUCUACCGUGUCCGUGUUAGGAGAGCCUGCUCUGCGCACAGCUCACGGCUGCUUUCAGAAUCAACCCAGAAGAGUCCCUGCGCCGUGGGGCCGCGUCCCGCUGGCCGCUUCUGUGGUCAGCUGUUGGGUGCUGACUUUGGACUGGCUGUCAGAGGGGAGCUGAGAACUCCGUGUGUGGCUGUUCGCUUACUGCUCCGCCGCUCUUGACGGAAGGCGCUAGCAUGAGCUCCAUUUACCAGAUCUGGGUCCUGGAGGGGGCAUUACGCACCCUCCCCGGGAAAUCGCUGCCUAGGGAGUUACGUAAUCUGCCCCGGCUGCAGUACUGUGGGACGAGAUAUGGGGCAAAGCCCCACGAUCGCUGGACUCCAAACCUGGUUCUCCUGAACCCUUUCUGUGGGUGCCUGGUGGAGUUGUAUGGGUCCUGCACGGCUCAGCUCCUGGGGGCGCCCUUGGCUUUGCAGCCUCUGUGAGAGCGCCCCCUGGAGGUGUGCAGUGCAACCCUGCGCGCUGCGCUGGGUGGGCAUUGCCGCCCUGUUGUAGCCAUCUGCUCUGGGUUGUCUUCUCAGCUUGGAGAUAAAGUCGUUUGGCUCAAAGAAGGGUGGGUUUUACUUUUCCUGGAGGGGCUCUUGCGAGGCCGAUGCUGUGUGUGGGGAAGGGUGCGCUACGGGAGGUGCGGCCGGAAGUGCCACUGCUUGCUCAGGGAUCUCUGUUUCCCUUUUAUGGAAUCGCAAACAUUGUAAUCACAGCUCACAGUGAGGAGUACAGUUUACAGUGUGACAACACACGCACUAAGAACAGUGGAGCGCCAGGUGGCUGAGGCGUGGCCCCACCACUGCCCUCUCUCUCCUAUGCUCCAGAGGAAUCUCUGCUAGCUUUACAGCCAAGUCGGACUGCGGGGGAGAAGGCGGUCCAGAGCUCUCCAGGCAAACAUUUCUCAAACCAGUGCUUCCCCUUGGUGCGUGCGUCCCGACCUUCAGGUUGGAAGGACGGUUCUCUGGUCCUGACUGGCUUCACAACACAGCAGUAGGUCCUGAGCCACCCCACACCAGGAAUGGAGUUGGAGUUUGGGCUUGCCCCCCAGCAUUGAAGCCCCUCAAAUCGGCGAGGAAAGCGUGCAUGGAGCCCACUGGGCCUGCCGGGUCGGUGGCUGUGUGAAGGCUGUGCGACUGCGUGCCCUUUGUUCCACACGUAGAGGCAUCCUCUUCUUUGCUUCUUAGAAAUGAUAGCUGUGCCUCCUUGUUCUACAGAGAGAAACACCCAGACCUGAAAUGUUUGGUUUCUGAGUGUAGCCCCUAAUCCAAAACAAGGUACAGAAAUAAAUAUGUGAAUAGUUUCAUAUCCAUCUACAAACAUACAUCAGCAGCACAACAAAACAACAAACUCCUUCUCCUAAACAAAGCUUCAGGUGCAGGUGGCUUCCCCAUUUAAGGCACAACCAGAACCAGUCCUGCACAGCCUCCCUCAGAAAACUAGGAAUUCCCACCAUUUUAUUACCCCAGAAAGUUCCAUCACGCUCCUCGCAAUCAAGCCCUUGUGCCCACUUUCUGAUUGCUCACCGUGGAGUAUUGCCCGUUACUGGGUUUUCCUGUCUUCUGAGUAAAAUUUCUGUCACUUCGUUUGCUUUUGAGGUCCUGCCCUUUGCUUGUAGAAGGCGUUUGUUCUUUGUAAAUUGCUGAGUGUACACACACACACACAUACACAACACUAUCUAGUCCAUUGUUACAGCAGACGGGUGCUGUCCAGCUGGGUUGUUAGGAAUGCAUCUGCUGAUUACUUCCGAGUACAGAUCUUUUUUGUGAAUGCAUGUUUUCAUUUCUCUCGGAUAAAUAUUAGCAGUGGAAUUCUUGGGUCAGGGGUUGAACAUAUGUUUGACAUAUAUAUAUAUAUGGCCAAGCACAUCUCGGAGAGGUGUGACCACUCUACAGCACCGCCAGCAGUGAAUGAGAAUUCUUUUCUGCAUACCCUCACCAGCCCUUAGUGUAGACAGAUCUAAAAAAGACUUUAGCCAUCCUGAUGAGUGAAGUGAUCUGGGACAAGAUCAUUUUAAUUUGCAUUUCCCUGGUGAUGAGGGAAUUUGGCCCCUUUUCUUGUGUUAUUUGGCCAGUGGUAUGUCUUUUUGUGAAGUAGUUGUCAGAUGUUUUUACUUAGUUUUUAAAUUGGAUUAGUUGCCUCUUUUAUUUAUAGAAAUAUAACCCAAUUUUGUUUACUGACUUCAUCUCCUGCAGCCUUGUUUUUUUUUUUUUUUUAAGAUUUUAUUUAUUUAUUUGACAAAGUUAUAUAGAGAGGGAGAGACAAAAAGGUCUCCUCACUCCCCAAAUAGCCACAACAGCCAGGAGCCAGGAGUUUCCUCCAGGUCUCCCAUGUGGGUGCAGGGGUCCAAGGACUUGGGCCAUCUUCUCCUGCUUUCCUAGGCCAUAAGCAGAGAGCUGGAUCAGAAGGGGAGCAGCUGGGACUUGAACUGACGCCCAUAUGUGAUGCCAGCACCACACGCAGAGGCCUAGCCCACUACGCCACAGCACCAGCCCCAGCCUUGUCAUUUUAUUGUUGAGUUUUUGGAGUUACUUACCCGUUCCAGUUAGAAGUCCUUUGUCAGAAAUAAGAUUUUGUGAAUGAUGUCUUUUUUUUUUUUCAUUUGACAGGUAGAGUUAUAGACAGUGAGAGAGAGAGAGAGAGAAGAAUGAUGUCUUUCAAUGAGUAGCAUUUUUUAAUUGGGAUAAAGUCUGAUCUGUCAGUAGUUUCUUUUGUGGUUUGUAUGUGUGUGUCUUUUUCAAAAAGAAGUUUGCAUGACUGAAGUCAUAAAAGAUAUUUUCUUGAGUUUUCCCCUAAUCACUUGAUACAUAUGACUCUAGUGUUUAGGCCUAGGAUCUGCUUUAAAAUUUGUUUAGAGAGUGAAAGAAGAUUUUAGACCCUGUUUUUUGUCCAGGCAAUAAUGCCUUCCCGGUGUAACCGACUUCAGCCAUUUCUCGUGGCUCUGUUUAUUGGCUUCCUAUCUUGUCCAAAGAUGUGUCUGUCCAGUGCCACCAUGAUUUCACUUUCUUGACUAUUGGAGCUUUAUAGAGCUAUUGAAAUUGGCUGAUCUAACUCUUCCAACUUUGUUCUUUUUAAAGCUUGGAUUGGCUUUUUUUUUGGGUCCUUUGUAUUACCUUAUAAAUUUUAGAUUCAGCUUUUUUCUUUACUCGGAUUUGUUUGUUAGCAUUUUCAUAGAGAUCACAUUGAAUCUGCAGAUCAGUUUAGGAAAAGUGGAGACUUCAACAACAGUACCUCUUUCUGUCUAUGAAUGUGGGACAUUUUUCUGCUUAUUUAGGUUUUCUUCAUUCCAUUGAGCGGAUUUGAUUUAUUUGGGGAGACUAUAUACAUAUUUUGUUAGAUUUAUUCCUAGCUAUUUGAUUUUUGAUGCCACUAUAAUUUUUUCAUUAUUAAUUGUUGAUAUUGAGUAUAUGCAGAACGUAAUGAAUUAAAAUUUUAUUUUUCUUUUCAUUUCCUUGGCAAAGCAGAGACAGUCAGAGAGAGAGAGAGAGAGAGAGAGAGAGAAAUCUUGAAUCUGCUGGUUCUCCAAAUGUUCACAACAGCCUGGGCAUGCUGUUGCCUGCUGAAGUCAAGAGCCUAGAAAUCAAUAGGAAAUAGGAGUCUGCCACAUGGAUGGUAGGGACUGAAGCACUUGAGCCAUCAUCUGCUGCCUCCCAGGGUGCAGGUUAGCAGGAAGCUGGAAGAGAAGUGACAUAGUCAGCUCUCCAGCUGUGCACCCCAGGUGGAAUGUGGCAUCCCCAGCAGGGACUUAGCCGCUCAGUCACACACCCGCCUCUGCGGUUGAUUGCUGUAUGGUGCUCUAGUAUCUGCAACCUUGCUAAUUCAUUUACUGAGUCAAAUGGUGUUUUUGAUACAGUUCUUUUCAUGCACAAAGACAUUGCCUGUGAAUAAUGACAGCUUUCCUUCUUUCCUGAUCUUGAAGUUUUUUAUUUACCAUUUCUUCCUUUUUCUCAAAAAAAGAUUUAUUUAUUUACUUGAAAGAGUUACGGAGAGAGGGAGAGGCAGAGAGAUCGUGCAUUGGCCAGUUUACUCUCAAAUGGCCAGAACUGCCUGGGUUGGACCAGGCUGAAGCCAGGAGCCAAGAGCUUCUUUCAGGUCUGCCAUGUGGGUGGCAGGGGCCCAACACUCGGGCCAUCUUCUGCUGCUUUGCCGGGUGCAUUAGUGGGGAGCUAGUUCAGAAGUGGAGCAGCUGGGACACGAAUGGGUGGCCAUAUGGGAUACCAGUGUUGCAGGUGCGAUCUUACCCACCACGCCACAGCACCAGCCCUUUAUUUACCUUUCCUUGCGUUAGUACUGAGGCUAGGACCUCUAGGGUAGUGUUCAAUAGAAAUCCCAAGAGCCGUGGGCCAGUGUUGCAGCACAGGAGACCACCCCACCACUUGUGGUGCUGGCAUCCCAUGUGGUCCUGGCUGCUCAGCUUCCCACAAGCUUCCUGCUAAUGUGCCUGGGAAGGCAGAGGCUGCUGGCCUGUGGGCUCAAAACCCCUGCCAGGGUUUUUGAGUACUUUAUUAUACAUAACGAUAGGGAAGGUUUAAAAUAAAAAAUACUGUCUUCACAGACAAACUAGAAAAAGGAGAGCAAAUUAAAUACAAAAUAAGUAGCAGAAAGGGAAUAAGUGAGAGUCAACAAUAACUAAUAACAAUAACUAAGUCAACUAAUAACUAAUAUCUAUGUGGGAGACCAGGAUGGAGUUCUUGGCUCCUGGCUUGGACCAUGUGGACAACGAUCCAGCAGCUGGUUCUCUCUCUCUCUCUUUCUUCCCUCCUCCUCUUGCUCUCUCGGAUGCUCUCCUUUUCAAAUAAAUAAAUCUUAAAAAAAGGGGGUGGGGGGUUGUUAUCUUUGCCUUCUCAAUGUUUAAUCAGCGAAGCGUUCAGUUUUGUCAAUAAAUAGGAAAUCACAUUCAUCUUUUUCCAUCCGGUCUGAGGAAGUUUCCUAUGCUACUUUGCUGAGAAAUUUGUCAUGAAAGGAUGUUGAAUUUGUCAAAUGCUGUGUUGCUACCUUCAAGGAGACAGUUCUAUGAGUCCUCUCUUUUGUUCUGUUAAUAUGGAUUGCAUUUUCGUAGUGUUAAGCUCACCUCGAAUUUGUGAGACAAGCGUGUCUUGAUCAUAAUGUGGUCUCCUUCUUUUUACUGCUGUGUUUUAUUUGCUGCCAGCUGUUCAGGAUUUUCGUGCCUAUGACUAAGAAGGUAUACCUGUGCAGUGUUUCUUUUCUCAUAAUCCUUGACAGGUUUUAGCAUGAGGGUAAUGCUGGCCUCACACGGGAGCUGGGAAGUGUCCCGGAGUUCUGAGGGGGACUGGACAGGAGUGUUUCUUUCUCUUCCUUGCAUUGAGAAGAUACUUGUACCUCAAAUUUUCCCAGGGGAAGGAUUUUUUACUGUAAAUGUAUUCUUAUUAAUGGAUAUCAAGAUGGUUACUUUUUUUUGUUCUUUUGUCACUUGGUGUUUUUCAGGAAAUUUGUCUAUUUCAUUUAAAUUUGUCGCUAUAUUGGUGUAAAGUUCUGAAUAUCUGUACAGUCUUUAGUGGUAGACAUGUUUUCAGUUUUUAUAAUUUUUGUUAAUCUGCAUUUUUAUGUUUUCCUUCAUCAUCUUGAUACAGCAUUUUGUCAGUUUUUAUUGAUCUUUACGAAGAUCCAAAGUUUGAUUUUCUCUGUUAUUGGUUCAUCUUACAGUUUGUUGACUUUCUCUUAUUCCCUUUUUGCUACUUAUUUUGUAUUUAAUUUGCUCUCCUUUUUCUAGUUUGUCUGUGAAGACAGUAUUUUUUAUUUUAAACCUUCCCUAUUGUUACGUAUGAUAAAGUACUUAAAACUAAAACCUUUCUUUUAAGCACUACUUUCAUAGAAUCCUAGACCAUUCGCUUUUCUCAUCAUUCAGACUGAAAUGUGUUCUAACAUUCUUCAUGAUUUUUGACUCAUGGAUUAUUUAGAAGGGUGUUGUUUAAUCUGCAAACAUUUGUGAAUUUUUCUGGUACGUUUUUCUUUUCAUUCUGAAAUAAUUAUAAAGCCAUAAAAAGCUAUAAAAAUAAUACAGAGAAAUUCCAUCUAUCCUGUGCCCACUUUUUCCUGGUUUAACAUCUUCUGUAACUGGAAUGUACUCUUUUUUUUUUUUUUUUGACAGGCAGAGUGGAGGACAGUGAGAGAGAGAAAGGUCUUCCUUUGCCGUUGGUUCACCCUCCAAUGGCCGCCGCGGCUGGCGCACCGCGCUGAUCCGAAGCCAGGAGCCAGGUGCUUAUCCUGGUCUCCCAUGGGGUGCAGGGCCAAGCACUUGGGCCAUCCUCCCCUGCACUCCCGGGCCACAGCAGAGAGCUGGCCUGGAAGAGGGGCAACCGGGACAGAAUCCGGCGCCCCGACCGGGACUAGAACCCGGUGUGCCGGCGCCGCAAGGCGGAGGAUUAGCCUAGUGAGCCGCGGUGCCGGCCUGGAACGUACUCUUGAAGCCAGGAAAUCAGUCUUGGUACAAUCCAGAGGCUCACGUUCCACUGACUCUGUUCGUGUGUGUGUGUGUGUGUGUGUGUGUGUGUGUGUGUGUGUGUGUGGUUCUGUGCUGUCUUACCACUGUGAAAUUCAUGUAACCACCGCCAUAAUCAAGAUGCAAAAUUUUUCUACUGCAACACAAUUCCCUGUUGCUGUCCCUGCACAUCACCCGCGUCCCCUCCCCCUCUCCAGUCCCUAGCCCCUCCCUGGUGACCCCUCAUUUCCAUCUGUGUGAUUUUAUCACCUUAACGAUUUCCAUCAGUGGAAUCAUACAGUUUGCAGCCUUCUGAGAUUGACUUUUUAUUAAAAUUCUUUAAUUAAUUUUACUUUUUUGAAAGGCAGAGAAAUCUCCCAACCACUGGUUCAUUCCCCGAAUGCCUUCAACUGCCAAGGCUAAGCCAUGCUAAAACCAUCAUUCAAUUCGUGUGGAGUCGGGAUCCAGAGCCGGUACUGAGACCAGGCACUCUGGCGUGGUGAUGUGGGUGACGCACACAGAGCUUUAUCCCUGUGCCAAACCCAGCGCCUCGCUGUUAACUCAACAGAAUUCUUUUGCGAUCCAUUCACGUGGUUUUGCGUAUCAGCAGCAGGUUUUCAUUGUGGAGCAGUACUCCCUGCAUGUAUGUCCUGCUGCUGUCUUACCUGGUCACCUGCUGGAGCACAUUUGAGCUAUUCCAGUCUGGGGCUAUUAGAAAUAAAACCGCUGUGAACACUUGUGUGGGAACUUUUGUGUGGAUAUGCCCAGGAGUACAGCCGUUGAGUCCUGUGUUAAGAUAUGUGUCCUUCUGUAAGAUACAAGCUAUUUUGCAGAAUUAGCUGUACCCUUUUACGUGACCAUCAUGUGUACGAGUGAUCCAGUCUCUGAGCAUCCCUGCCAGACUUGGUAUUGUUCUUAUGUUUUUUAAAGAUUUAUUUAUUUAUUUGAAAGUCAGAGUUACACAGAGAGAGGAGAGGCAGAGAGAGAGAGAGAGAGAGAGAGAGAGAGAGGUCUUCCAUCCGAUGGUUCACGCCCCAGUUGGCUCCAACGGCCGGAGCUGUGCUGAUCUGAAGCCAGGAGCCAGGAGCCAGGAGCCAGGAGCUUCUUCUGGGUCUCCCACGUGGGUGCAGGGGCCCAAGGACUUGGCCAUCUUCUACUGCUUUUCCAGGCCAUAGCAGAGAGCUGGAUUGGAAGAGGAACAGCCGGGACUGGAACCGGCGCCCAUAUGGGAUGCAGGUGCUUCAGGCCAGGGUGUCAAUCCACUGAGCCACAGCGCUGGCCCCUCUUAUUUUUAAUCUCAACUGUUCAAAUGGGUAUGACAGUGUCUUGUCAGGUAUUGUUGAUUCUAAUUAAUAACUGUUUGGUUACAAGAUGCACCAUGUUGGGUUUCGGUUGUUAGACAUUUGUUAGAACUCCUUUCAUGGUCCAGUGUGGUGUGUGGUUGAUUUUGAUGAAUGUUCCAUGCAGGUGUGAAAAUCAGUUUUAUGAAACCAGGAGUUAAAUCAGGAGUUGAGUUAGUUGACAGUGUUGUUUCAACACAACAUGGCUCUGCUGGUAUGUCUUCUUACUCAUCCUGCCUGUUGCUGAGACAAGAGUGUUCAGCUCUCUCCAGGUAUGAAUGUGGAUUUGUCUAUUUCUCUCAACUUUGCUUUGUUCAUUUGCUUCAUCCACUCUUAGUUGCUACACAUUUAGGAUCAAUAAACUUCAUUGUUUUUUUCUUUUGUCAUUUUUGUAUUCUGUAAUAUACUAAUCCUGAAGUCUGCUUUGAUGUUAAUAAAACCAUAGCUGCUUUUUAAAAAUAUUUAUUUGAAAGUCAGAGUUAUACAGAGAGAGGAGAGGCAGAGAGAGAGAGAGAGAGAGAGAGAGAGAGAGAGUGUCUUCCAUCCGAUGGUUCAUUCCCCAAUUGGCCGCAACGGCUGGAGCUGGGCCAAUCCGAAACCAGGAGCCAGGAGCGUCUUCCAGGUCUCCCAUGUGGGUGCAGGGGCCCAAGCACUUAGGCCAUCUUCUGCUGCUAUCCCAGGCCAUAGCAGAGAGCUGGAUCAGAAGUGGAGCAGCUGGGUCUCGAACCGGCGCGCAUAUGGGAUGCUGGCGCUUCAGGCCAGGGCGUUAACCCGCUGUGCCUGUUGACCCUGUAGCUGCUUUUCUUGUAGCUAGUGUUUGUGGGGUUUAUUUUUUUCUACCCUUGUUCUUUCGACCUGUGUCUUUAUAACUGAAUUUUGCGUUUGUAAAGAGCACAUUUUUUGAAUCUUGCUUUUUAACAAUCUGACAAUCCCUCUGUUUUAAUUGGAGGGUAUGACAUUUUUAUAUCUGAUAGAAUUACUAAUAGAGGCUUAAUUCUCCCACGUGAUAUUUAUGCUCCACUCAUCCCAGUUAUUCUUUCUCUCUGCUCUCACUUUCCUGCCCAUUUUGGGUGUGUGACAUUUUGUAAUCAUUCCAGUUACCACCCCACACCCCCUUUUCAGCUGCCCUUCCUUGUGGUCUGUUUGUAGUGGCUGUUCUAGAACUCUUCUUACGCUGCUGUGGGCAGGAGACACUGGUCACUACCUCACCGGUGUGUGGGCCACACCUGGGGCCUUUGAGGCAGCAGGCGUGUGGCGGAGCUAGAGGUGAGCCAUCAGACGACACUGGUGACACGCACCAGGGCGCCGCGCUUUGCAGUGAUGAUCUGUGUCUUCACACGGUCUGCCUUCAAACCACACACUGAGAGUAUUGCAGAGCCUUGCAGGGCGCGUGAGCCCUCUUGCCACGGCGAUUCUGUUCCCUUUUGGUUUUCUUAUCUGACAUUUUACUUUUUAGUUCUAGGUGUUAUAAGCCUCACAAUGUGUUGGGGUUUUUGCUUUGGACGGGCAGUAGGCUUUAUGUAUUUGUGUAAAAUUAGCCCGCUGUCAGAUGCUCGGUUUCUGCUGCUGAGGCCGCUACUAAUGAUUUUAUUUUUGCUAUUUUUUCUUUUCUAGCAUUUCCACGUGAUUCUUUCAUCUUGUUGCCACCACUUCGUUGAAAUGCUCCAUCUCUUCAUGGGUCCUUUAACGUUUGUCUAUCAUAGGCAGAGUGGACAGUGCAAGAGAGAGACAGAGAGAAAGGUCUUCCUUUGCUGUUGGUUCACCCUCCAAUGGCCGCCACGGCCGGCGCACUGCGGCCGGCGCACCGCGCUGAUCCGAUGGCCGGAGUGCUGAUCCGAUGGCAGGAGCCAGGUACUUCUCCUGGUCUCCCAUGGGGUGCAGGGCCCAAGCACUUGGGCCAUCCUCCACUGCACUCCCGGGCCACAGCAGAGAGCUGGCCUGGAAGAGGGGAAACCGGGUCUGCCUUGUUUUAACAGUGUGGCCUCCAGCUCCGGCCCCGGGGCCGCAGACUUCCAGCUGCACCACACGCUCUUCCCGGUGGGCACGCUGUGGACGCCGCCGAGGCGUCGGCCCAAAGUCACCGGAGCCGGCCGUGGGAGCCCCGGUCAGACUGCACGCGUGUAGCCCGGCGAGCCGCCCCACGCCGCGGCCAAGCUGAGGGCCCUCUGCCCGCUCCGAGCUGCGCAGCAACCCUAGGCGUCCUGGGGGCUUCGGCCGAGUUCUCUGUCCCUGCUGGCUGAAGCUGCCUCCUCCCGCUCCUGCCUGUCUGCCGCAGGUGAGCAGGGCCCAGGCCUCCCCGGGGAGGGCUCCUCUCUGUCCUGAGAUGUGUUCCUUCUUCCCUCCCUCUUCCCACCCUCCGGGCUCAGCUUGCCUGGCUUGUUGGGGCUUGACCUCCUGCGUUGCUGCCAGCUCCCCAGUACCCCUGGUGGUGGCUGGCAAGAGGAUAUGGCCAGCGUCGGUGUUGGGCGGGCGGGCGCGGUGGACCUGAAUCACAGAGGGAAGACUUACACUGAGCGAAGUCAAACUGACAAUCCGGAACAUUCCAGAAGUAGCUGGGAGGGGCUGCCGGGGCGGCAGGUGCAGCGAGGCGUGCUGUUCUGGUGUUGAGGACAGCUCCCGCCGGGCAGGCCUGUGAGUCAUCCCGGUGGCUUCUUUGCAGGUGGCUUGCGUUUUUCUUGAAAGGGCAGCUGCGGCCUGGGGCUGGGACAGUUUGUGGCCUUAGGGAACCAGGCCUUUCGGGCCUCUGCUCCCAGGCCUGCCUGAGCUCGGGGGAGAGGGAAACACAGCAGGGAUGUGGGGGGAGGGCAAGGAGCUUUUGGGGGCUGCAGGAGCCUGGCCCUCCACGUAGAGUGGCUGCAGCACCGAUGGCCACAGGGUCAACAGCUGGCGCUCGAGUCCACUGGCCCGGCUUUCCUUCAGUCGCCAUGCUUCUCUUGUUCACUGGAGGAUAUUUAGUGAUUGCAGCUUGGGAGCCCUGGGGUCACCGUUGGGCCCUGUUUCCUGCCUCGUACUGCACCUGUAGAAGAGAGUGAUGUUUCCUGCCUCUUCUGUGCUUGGCGGUGUAGUCGCCAGCUCAGACGGUGCCUGGGAGACAGAGCCCUCGUAAGUAGGGGGGCCUGGAGAAGUCGGAGACAGUGAUGGGUGUCACCAAAACUCAGAGAAGUGCAAGCUGUGGGCACACCUGAUUAGGGGAGGUGAGGGGACGCAUCCCUCGCUGUCAUCAGAGGCCUGUGCUGGGUGUUUCCCAAGUGCAGGCUUCCCCGGGGGCUCCCUCCUCCCAGGUGCUGGGGACCCGGAGGGUAUCAGGUUUCCACCAAGGUGCUGGGGACCCGGAGGAUAUCAGGUUUCCACCGACUUAGAACAUUCCCUAGACUUCCCUGCUGAGCACCCCCGGCCUGCAAAGCCCGGAUCUGGCGUGGGCCUCACCUCGCUGGCCUGCAAAGCCGGGCUCUGGCGUGGGCCUCACCUCGCUGGCCAGUUUCAGCCUGCACUCUCCUGCAGCUUGCCCUUUCUUGCUUCGAAGCUCGUCAGCGGGCACAGCUGCCCUAACCCAGGAGUGCCUGGCGGGCCCUCCGGGCCACUGUUCACUGGGUAGAUAAGGGUUGUUCCUGGCACAGGAACAAGGACUUUUAAUUGGAAGAUAAUUUGCUCGCUUAAGUAUUUAAGCAAGUUUAUUCAGUCGCUACUGACACGGCUCGUUUUCUUACUUGGUGCCUCAGUUUGCUCAUCUGUAGAAUGGGGUAACAGCGUCUAUAUCUCAUAGGGUCACCGUAAGGAUGAAAUUGUUCAUUUAAAAUAGUUUUCACACUGCAAGGACAUAUAGCUAGGAGUCCGUUAAAGCUGGUUUAUAUUAUUUAUUUUUUAUUUUUUUUUUUUUUUGUUUUUGUUUUUGACAGGCAGAGUGGACAGUGAGAGAGAGAGAGACAGAGAGAAAGGUCUUCCUUUUGCCGUUGGUUCACCCUCCAAUGGCUGCCGCGGCUGGCGCGCUGCGGCCGGCGCACCGCGCUGAUCCGAUGGCAGGAGCCAGGAGCCAGGUGCUUUUCCUGGUCUCCCAUGGGGUGCAGGGCCCAAGCACCUGGGCCAUCCUCCACUGCACUCCCUGGCCACAGCAGAGGGCUGGCCUGGAAGAGGGGCAACCGGGACAGAAUCCGGCGCCCCGACCGGGACUAGAACCCGGUGUGCAGGCGCCGCUAGGCGGAGGAUUAGCCUAGUGAGCCGCGGCGCCGGCCUAUUAUUUAUUUUUGUUUAUGAAAGGCCAGUAAUUGCUCAGUGUUUCUGAGCACACUAGAGUUUUUUUUUUUUUUUUUUAAGAUUUUAUUUGCUUAUUUGAGAGCUAGAGUUACAGAGAGAAAUAGGGAGAGACAGAGAGAGAGGGCUUCCAUCCGAGGUUCACUCCUCAAAUGGCCGCUGCGGCCAGACCUGGGCUGAUCUGAAGCCAGGAGCUUCUUCCGGGUCUCCCACGCGGGUGCAGGGCCCCAAAGACUUGGUCCAUCUUCCACUGCUUUCCCAGGCCACAGCAGAGAACUGGAUGGGAAGGGGAACAGCUGGGACUCGAACCGGUGCCCAUAUGGGAUGCCAGCACUGCAGGUGGUGACUUUACCUGCUACACCACUGUGGCGGCCCCCAAUCUUAUCUUUUAAUUGCAUUUUCUACAAGCUGUUUGCUGUCUCCUCAUCUGGUGACGGAGUUGUGAUCCGUGCACCUGUCUUGUGACGAGAAUUUCCUCAGAUGGUGGCUUCAGGUCCCCAGGCUGGCUGUGUUUGUGCGCAGGCCGGGACCAGCAGCUGGGAAGCAACCAGGAGCCCCGAGCUUUGCACCCAGACAGAGGUAAAAUCGACGUUCCCCAGAAUAGUGACAUUUCCUGGAUAACCUAGUAGAUGUCUAAAAAAAUAAAGAAAACUUAAGUUUCAGCUUUUAGCUCCCAAAAAGGUAGACGAUGCUGAGGACUGUGAACCAGUGUUUACCAGAACCGUGAGUGGACUGACAGCAGGCUGACCCCGCCCGCUCCUGAUACCCUCCUGCGGGAGGGAGCGUGCAGAGUGCACCUGUAGAAAUCUGUCCUGCAAAGCCUCACACAUUCAUGGAGGUGCUCGGAGCUUUGUGGUUGUGUCCAUACGAGGCUGAACCUCUUGAAUGAGUCCAGCAAUUGGCUGGUAGUUACAGAGAAAAGAGGCAUUUGGCAGAUAAGUAUGGUUGGUGAAGCCGUCUGAGCUAGUGGCCAGCUGUGCCGGGGGACUGGGCGUGGUGUCCCUGUCUACUCCAUUUAGCUGUAAUGCAGAGAGAAGGGACCCCCUGUGCUUCGUGGGGCUCACGUCCCAGUGGCCUAGCACCUGAAGUGGGAGCCCCAUCGUCGUGCUGGCUCCUGAUGACACGGGGGGCUUCUCACUGCGUCAUCACUGGCAGAGGACAGCUUGUGUCAUUUGCAGGAGUGGUGGGGGCAGCACUGUGGCCUCCUCUAAUCCCAAUUCCCCGUGUGCAGAUGCCACCCCCUGGGGGUCAGGUUUGCACGUUGGAAUUUGGGGACGGGGACACAAUUCAGCCCAUGGCAAACGCCUUCCUGUGCCUGGCACCGCGCUCACCACCGGAAAUACACACAGGAGCUCUCAUCCUGGCAGACGGAAACCGACCAUUAAUGAGUAAGCGAGUAAGAACAGUCUGAUCAGUUGCAGACAUGGUGACUGCCGUGCAGAAUGAGCCGGGUGCCGAGAUAGCAGCUCACGGGUGAGAGGUGAGCAGGGCACAAGGGCCUUCUGCUGAUGGAGCAGUUAGUCUGAGACCCAGGAGUGAGAAGGCGCAGAGGUCAAUGAUUAGCCAGCAGAAGGGCACUCCAGGUGCAGGGGCCGGCCAGGGCAAAGGCCUGCAGUGGGCAGGGCCUGGCGCAGUCAGGGAGCAGUGCACAGCCGCCGAAGGUCAUGACUGCAGGGUGAGAGCCACACAGGAGCUUGUGCAGGUGGACAAGGUCCCGGUUAGCUGGAAUUCUGCCAGUGCAGUGACAGACAGUGAUAUCAGGGUGGCGUUGGUGCCGUGGCACCGGCUGUGAGUGAGGUAAACUCGGUUACUUCCAGUCCUGUAGAACGUGUGUGGAUGAUUCAGCUUCCUACGUCUACUCUGCCUACAGGGAUGGCCUUGCAAACCCCAACACCUCAGCCCCAGUGGUCAUUUAGGAAGAUGGGGGUUGGGAGGAUGGGGCCAAGUCCACUGUCGCCUGGGACAGGCUUUGUUCCUGUGUUGGUAAUGGAUUCUGGGAGCAUGGGACAUCUCUCUGAGCCCCGCUGGGGUAAGCAGCCAUGCACAGUGGGGUGACCAGCUAAGACCUGACACCCGUGGACGGGAAACCUGACCCUGCAGGGGGUACGUGCAGCGUGGCUGGCUGUAAGUGACCCUACAGGGUGUGCGUGCAGCAUUGCUUGGUUGUAUCUGACCCUGCAGUGUGUAUGUGCAGGGUGGCUGGCUGUAUGUGACCCUUCAGGGUAUAUGUGCAGCGUGGCUGGCUGUAUCUGACCCCGCAGGGUGUGUGUGCAGCGUGGCUGGCUGUAAGUGACCCUACAGGGUGUGCGUGCAGCAUGGCUGGGUGUAUCUGACCCUGCAGUGUGUGCAUGCAGUGUGGCUGGCUGUAUCUGAGGCUGCAGGGUGUGUGUGCAGUGUGGCUGGCUGUAUCUGACCCCGCAGGGUGUGUGUGCAGUGUGGCUGGCUGUAUCUGAGGCUGCAGGGUGUGUGUACAGCGUGGCUGGCUGUAUCUGAGGCUGCAGGGUGUGUGUGCAGCGUGGCUGGCUGUAUCUUGAGGCUGUAGGGUGUGUGUGCAGUGUGGCUGGAUGUAUCUGAGGCUGCAGGGUGUGUCUGCAGCAUCGCUUUGUUGUAUCUGACCCUGCAGGGUGUGUGCAGGGUGGCUGGCUGUAUCUGACCCUACAGGGUCACUGCAUGGUGACACGCACGCAUGCUGUACCCAAGCCAGCCUCAAACCAGCAGACCCAGGGUCUCCUUCCUUGUGCAGCACGGAAGAGCCCGUGGGGCACUCGUGGAGUGUCCUGGCCAGUUCAGCCCCUUCCCCAGCAUAUCUGCUGCGUGGGAGUAGAGCCCGAGACCGUCUUCCUGGGCGGAGAGCUCUGAGACCUGAGUGCUUUGGGGGGACAAGCAGCUUCUGACCCACGUGUCUGCAGUUUGGAGGGUGAGGUCCAGCGACUUGGAAGGACUUGGAGCUCCGCAUGGACAGUCUUUGAUUCGACCACUUGCUGAUAGAAAUCAUCGAACGUAGUACAGUCAUCUUAAGUGCUGACUGAAAAUAUGCAUUGUCGCUUUAGAGUCGGAGCUGAAGAAAUGCACAGUGGAAGGAGAGGGAGUGGUUGGACGUCUGUGAGAGCAAGACAGACUGGCUGGUUUGAGGGAUGGCGCGGAUGUGACCGCCAUUUACCUGCAUGCGUCACUCAGGGCCCUGGGGAGCGCGGCCUGAGGUGGUCAGGUCCUGGGGCCAGUUCUCAGGACCCUGAAUGGCCACCCAGGGAGGACACGGGGAGUUAGUGGAUACCGUUGUCAUUUUACUUCUGGAAAUAGGCCCUUCUGACUUUCUAAUCCUUACAACAAUCCAGAUUAUACUCUACAGCGGUUUCAGUACCUGUUGCUUAUAAUGCAGUAUAAUUAGAUUUAUUUUGUUUAUUUAUUAUUUAUAUUUUAUUAUUGAAUAUUUCCCCAAGCCUCCCUAAUAGGUGUGGUGGUCAUUUAAUGCAGUAUUUAAAAGCCAUAUGUUUUACCACACUUAGAAAGAGCCACAGACACUGACCGCCUCGGUGUCUGCAUCCCACGCGUGGUGAUGCCACAGACCCUUUGGGGCGGUGGUCUCAAUCCUGAGCCAGAGGAGGAAAAUGGGUGAGGGAGUGGCAGAAGGACGCAGUGAACAGUGUGUUCUGCCUGCUUGCCCCGCCCAGUGUUACUCACUGGACUUCACGUCAGGAGGGACGUCACAAGGGGACCGUGCACAUGGGAGUAGCAAAGGUCCAGGCCCCACGUCAGGCCAGAUGCGUUGCAGGGAGGGGUCAGUGACCCUGUCUGAUUCACAGCUGCUGAUUCUGUGUUUCCUUUCCUGGCUUCUCUGCCAAUCUGCCAUUCAUUCAUCUGUCUAUCUGUCUUUCUAUCUGUCUGUCCAGCCGUCCAUUAGUCCAUCCAUCCAUCAGUCCAUCUGUCAGUCAGUCCAUCCAUCCAUCUCUCCAUCUGUUCAUCCAUUUGUCCAUCCAUCUGUCCAUCCAUCAGUCCAUCUGUCAGUCUGUUCAUCCAUCCGUCCGUAUGUCUGUGCAUCUGUCCAUCCAUCCAUCUCUCUAUCUGUUCAUCAUCUAUCCAUCCAUCUCUCCAUCUGUCUAUACAUCAGUGCGUCCAUCCAUCAGUCCAUCUGUCAGUCCGUCCAUCCAUCAGUCUAUCUGUCAGUCUGUCCAUCCAUCUGUCCGUAUGUCUGUGCAUCCAUCUGUCCAGCCAUCUCUCCAUCUGUUCAUCAUCUAUCCAUCCAUCUCUCCAUCUGUCUGUAUAUCAGUCCGUCCAUCCAACUGUCCAUCCAUGCAUCUCAUUGAGUCCCACACCUCAUCCUAGGAUCCUUUCUUGACUUCUCUUGGUCUCAUUUUCAAGAAUACAGGAGAAUGGGCCACUAGCAGCUUCUUCUGGGAGUGGAACCAACGUGUUCACUUGGACUUGCUCCCCCAAACCCUGUCUGAAGGCACAGCCUGGCCCGCUCAGAACACCCUGGGCCAGACUCCUGCCAAGGGCCCUGCCUCAGGGCAGGGCCAGGAAGGGACUCCGCUUUGCUGAAGUUGAGCCAGAAUCACUGUGAAGCAGGAAAAGGGAGUUCAGCAGUGCUGUUGUCAUCUGGAGGAGGACUGUCCUGUGGAGACAUCCGCCUGCUGCACGCGGAGCUCAUGUGUGGCUGUCUCGGCGGGCCAAGCGCAGGCUGGUAGGUGCUGGGUGCAGAAUCAGUGGAGCCCUGGCUCUCAUUGCCGUGUCAGUGCUGUCAUGCAUGGGAAUGCUGUCUUAAAAGUGAGGCUCCAGGGACUCACUGCCUUAACUUGCUCCUGGCCCUGCCAUUCUUUGUUUACUGUGCCCGCCUCCCUACUGCCCUAAAGGCUCCCCUCUCUCGUCAGUUGGGAAGCUGUUGCUCUCCCAUGCUGCACAGUGCACGUGUCCCGUGCAGGCUCUGAGUGUGUGCAGUGCAGACAUCCUGUGAUCCUGUGCAACCCUGCAUUGCCCAAGCAUGUCAGACGGUGGGAUUCUUUUUUGUUUUGCUUUUCUUUUUUUAAAAAAAGAUUUGCUGAUUCAUUUGAAAGGCAGUAGGUGAGUAAGGGUGAAUGGGAGAGAGGGAGAUCCUCCAUCCGCUGGUACAUCCCUCAAGUGCCCACAGCUAACGGGCUGGGCCAGGCCAGAACCAGGAGCCUCAAACCGCUGCAAUAUGGAAAUGUCGUUGUCGCAGGUGGUGGCUUAACCGCCGUGCCGCAGCAGCAGCCCUGAGUAAAUACGAAUCAGCCACUCGUGGGACGUAUGAGGGCGUUGCUGAAGAAAUACCUCGCCGUGCUUAUGUAUGCUCAUUAUUAUUUUUUACAGAUUUUUUUUAUUUAUUUGAAAGAUAGAGACAGAGGUCUUCCAUCUUCCAGUUCACUUCCCAGAUGGCUGCAAUGGCUGGAGCUGCGCCAGUCUGAAGCCAGGAGCCAGGAGCUUCUUCCCGGUCUCCCACGUGGGUGCAGGGACCCAAGCACUUGGGCCAUCAUCCACUGCUUUCCCAGGUCAUAGCAGGAAGCUGGAUUGGAAGAGGAGCAGCCGAGACUAGAACCGGCGCCCAUAUGGGGAGCCGGCACUUCAGGCCAGGGCGUUAACCCACAGCGCCAGCCCUGUGCUCGUUAUUUUCAAAAGUGCUCUUUGCUGAACGGCAGAAUCUCUGUGUUGCUUGCUAUUCUGGGUUUGGAUUAAUUUGCAAGUUACACGGAGCCUGCCAGCAUCCGAACCAAGGAUGCAGCUUUUCCACUCCUUGAGUCACCCUACAGUGAUUAGGCACUUACUGUAUGCCAGGGCUACAAGGGGAUCGGGACGGCCCGACGUGGGCAGAGGCCUCUGCAGCCACAAGUCCACGUGCAGCCCGGGAACUGCGGCCAAAGGCGAGCAGCCGCAGUAGCGCCCCUGAGGGCUCCGGCGCGUUCCUGGCGAGAGUGGCGGCUGGCCAAGGAAGGGCUGCCCGAGGUGCGUCUCAGUCUGUAACGCCGCGUAGCAGCCACAUGCGUGACCGGCGCUCAGUAACUGUCCAGCAAGUGAUGAGGCGCGGGGAGCUUCGCUGACGGGUGUUUCGGGGGACCCCUGUGUCAGUGUGUGCCUCGGCAGAGUGGGGUCCCACAGGGUCAGACCAGGGCGCUUGCAAGGCCGCUCUUACAUUCCUUGGCCAGUCAACUACGGAGUUACGCCUGCGCUUCCCUGGGGAUCGUCCCCAAACUGGCCGGCAGCGGCCCGCUACGAUUUGUCUACAAGGCCGCUUAGAGGUCUCCUGGCUCCCUCAGGCGUGCUCCCACUUGUGGGACUGUGAAUUUGAGAAGAUGAGGUAAACACAUAUGCAGGUCAAGAACCUGCAUAUACACACAGAUAAAACACUCACCAUGACACAGCCAGACGGCACUACAGUGUCACACACAUACACCAUGACACAGCGUACAUAGCACAUGUAGUGUUACAUACCACAGCAUGACAGCAUACACAGCACAGUGUUACACACUCACACCAUGACGCAGCACACGCAGCGUUACACACUUAUACCAUGGAACAGCAUAUACAGCAUGUACAGUGUUACACACACUGAAACAGCACACAUGGCACACACAGUAUAGUGCUACACACUCAUACCAUGACACAGCAUACACGGCACAUACAGUGCUGCACACACACACAUACGCACACCCCAUGACACAGCAUACAUGACCUGUACAGUGUUACACACACACACACAUCAUGACGUAGCAUAGACAGCAUGUGCAGUGCUGCACACUCACACCAUGACACAGCAGACACAGCAAUGCAGUGUUACGCCAUGAAACAACAUACACAGUAUGUGCAGUACUACACACUCGCACACCCACCCCAAGACACGGCAUACGUGGCAUGUUCUGUAUUACACACUCACACUGUGACACAGCAUACACAGCACAAUGUCACUCAAACCAUGACACAGUCUACACAGCACGUACAGUGCUGCACACACACACACACACACACACACACACACCGUGACACAGCAUACACAACACCUAUGGUGCUACACACAACAUGACACAGCAUACACAGAACACACAUACUGUGACACAGCAUACAUGGCACAUGCACUAUUACAUACACCAUGACACAGUAUACACAGCACAUACAGUGCUACACAUACACAUACACACACCCCAUAAAAUAGCAUACAUGGCAUGUGCAGUGCCUUACACACUCUGAUACAGCAUAUGUGGCACGUGUAGUGCUACACGCACCAUGACACAGCAUACACGUCAUGUACAGUGUUGCACACUCACACCGUGACUCAGCAUACACGGCACAUAUAGUACUACAUACUUACACUGUGAUACACCGUGACACAGCACACGCACUAUUCCAUACACGCACCAUGACACAGCAUACACGUCAUGUACAGGUUACACACUCACACCGUGACUCAGCAUACACGGCACAUAUAGUACUACAUACUUACACUGUGAUACACCGUGACACAGCACAUGCACUAUUCCAUACAUACACCACGACACAGCGUACACACAUGUACAGCAUUACACACUCACACCGUGACUCAGCAUACACGGCACAUAUAGUGCUACAUACUUACACUGUGAUACACCGUGACACAGCACAUGCACUAUUCCAUACACGCACCAUGACACAGCAUACACGCAUGUACAGGUUACACACUCACACUGUGACUCAGCAUACACGGCACAUAUAGUACUACAUACUUACACUGUGAUACACCAUGACACAGCACAUGCACUAUUCCAUACAUGCACCAUGACACAGCAUACACGCAUGUACAGUGUUGCACACUCACACCGUGACUCAGCAUACACGGCACAUAUAGUACUACAUACUUACACUGUGAUACACCAUGACACAGCACAUGCACUAUUCCAUACAUACACCACGACACAGCGUACACACAUGUACAGCAUUACACACU